UCGGAGUGACACACACUUGUGACGGCAGCGCUCCUGAUGACAUCCGUCUGUGUGUCCGUCCGCUGAGAGCUGCGGCUCCUCUUUAACCUCCCAGUGUUUUGUUUUGUUUUUGUUUUAUUCUACGAAACCAGCAGACGCGGAAGCCGCUUCACUCCCGGACCAACACGUCGGUUCGGGUCACCACGCGAGCACUAGUCCGUCCGCGCAGGAAUGGUGAACGCGCCUCGGAACUGCCUGCCUUGAUGACGGCUUCUUUCCCCCCCCCUGCAACAGAAGAAUAGAUUCUCCCUCCUCGAACAAUUUGACGCAGCAGGGGGUUGAGCAUCUUGCCUGGGCUCUGCUCCGGCAAUGUCCACUCUGCUGCGUGGGCGUUCGGCUGUCAGGUGCCUCUUGAUGAAGGAGCCGCAUAAAAGCGGGCGGAGGCAUCGCCAUCAAUUCUGCGCAGCUGAAGAUAACCACAUGUUUUCAGAAACACCAGCCUGCUCACAGAGAGCAGGACCUGAUUCCUGCAGGGAGACCAGACUUCUCUCAGCCUCGUUUUUGUGUGUAAUCGCUUUUGCUGUUGAGUGUACAACAAUGAUUUAUGAUCAGGUGUUUAUGAAUAAAAUGGUGGGGUGUUUUUUUUUUGUUUUUUUUCCUGCAGCUUGUUGAGGCUGUUAUCUCUGCUGGUGAGUAGAGAGGAGGCGUUAUGAUCGCCUCUGCAGGCUUCCACUGCACAAACCAACAUUUUGUUUUCCCAAAUCAUUAUAAUUAUCCUCUAUUAUUCCACAAAAAGGCAUGACCAUCCUUUAAUAUUCAAAUAGAAUUCCCACUCCCACUUUUCAAUGAUUUUCCUUAAGUUCAGAGUCUUUAAAAUGUUGUAAUUGUGUAUUUUCUUUAUUUAGCCGCCACCUCUGAGAAGAUCUGGUAUUUGGCAUCUUGUACUGUUAAAAAGUGGCAGAAAAACUGUCAGAUAAAACUGAGAAGGCGACUGUUUGAUCAUCUGAGCGUCCUCAUCUGACACUCUGCGGUUUGGCAGACGCCGCAGCAUGAAGCGGUGUGAUGCAAACACGCCGGUGCCCAGGCAGAUCAGGUGGCGCACAGUUUGUUUUCAUUUGUUUAUUGAUUUCAUUGAGAACUGCCAGCUGGAGUGGCUUCCUAAAAGCACAGUGAACCAUUUACACAAUUCUAAUUCAUUUUCUAAUCAGACAUGUGAUUAGACUUAUUAAAGGGUUGUUGUUUUUUCCGCAUAUGAUUUUCAGAGAAUCUCUCUUUGGUGAAUUAUAAACCUUAAAUGAGAAUACAAUUUUUAUUAUCUGAAAUAGUGGUGCCCAACUAUCGUUCACCAGACUGGUACUGAUCCGUGGGACGGUUGGUACCGGGCCACAGAGAAAAAACACGUCCCACAUUAUAUUCAUAAUCUCACUCUGAGAGAAGUUUUAUUUUGAAAAACUACUGGGUUCUUUCCAACUCAUUCUGUCCCUAUGUCAAGCCGCUAGGUCACAAAUCCAUCCAUUACUUUCUUAAAGUGGCUGCACCGACCGCUAAAUGAAAACCACCAAGCAAAGUUAGAAAAAGACAAACGUAUUUGGAACAUUUUUUUCACAAAAAAGACUCAGCGAGGAAACAAAGAAGAGCCUUUGACUACAAAAUAAAAGAAAGCUGAAUUUCACAGACAAAAACCAGGAGUCUUGACUCUACAUAUGGAUUUAUUGUGACAGUUGUUCCCACAGACUUUGAUAAUAAUGCAGAAUACUCAUGUUAAUGUUGCUAAUAAAGUCAUAAUAAAGUUGGUCAAAAGGUGGAUUCAAGUUUAUUCAGGAGAAAAUUUAAAAUUAGCCAAAUGGGUUGAAAAUUGAAAACAGCAUGAAAUUACUAAUAGCAGUCAGCAAUAAAAUACAUAAAAGAUAAAUAAGAAUGCAAAGAAACAAAUUAAAAAAAUGUAAAAUAAAAUGACACAGACUUCAAAGCCAUAAAGUGAUUCUAAAAAGGUGGGUUUUUAAUUGACAUUUAAAGUUGUUAUGGUCAGAUAUCACGCGCAGUUCUGCAGGAAUGUUAUUCCAUAACUGAGGGUCAGAAAUGGAAAAAGCACGGUCACCCCAGUGUUUCUGUUGUGACAUUGCACAUCAGACAAAUUAUUUAUCUACCGCAUCUGAAAAGUUUGACGACGCAGAAGUUGGCGUUCAAUUUCUUUUGUUUGUUUGUUAUGGGUGGAUUGAAAAUCUUUAUGACAUUUUAUUGGUUGCUACACGCAAUCUAGAAAGUUUAAAGCAGCUGAUGAUUUUUCACAGAAGAUGAAGAUGGACUUUACCUUCAAAAGGGAAACAUGACACUUAAAAAAAAUUGCACGCCAACUUUAGCCUCAUAAAGACCGAUCUGUGAAAAUGUUGUCUGACGUUAAACCGGUCUGUGGCCUGAAAAAUAUUGGAGACCACUGCUCGAAAAGGUUUUUUUCUUAUAAAAAAGAGAAUAAGUUUAUGAAUUAUAAUUUUUGUAGGUUUAGAUUGCCCAAGUGUGAGAUUAAAAAAACUGUUUUGAUAGUUUUUAAUAGGGACCAUGCACAUCACAGAGGAAAAUGAGGAGAAAUGAGGAGCUUGAAUAUUAUACCCAUAAUGCACUGUAAUGCUGCCCGCUUUCCUUUGUUUGCUUGACGCAUAAAUGUCACGUUAAAGUUAACCAGUCUGCAGGAUUGUGGAAAUGUCUGCAUUUUUGUGGCCCACUCUGUGUAUGAGCGAAAAGUGAUCAGAGUGAUAGUGACUUCCACCAUGAUUAAACUGGGUCAAUGUAACCCCCACCCCCUCCACCACAGGCAAGGCUGGAAAAGGGAACAAAAAAAAGAGAGCUGAGGACACCAUCACCAGAAUCUGUGCACGGAUUUAAGCAUGGGGACGCUGGAGCGUGCUUUGCUCUCUCCAUGGCUUUGCAUAAACCCAGAUGCCUCCCCUCCCUCUUGACGAGCGCAUAGUGGUCAUUCAGCGCCCAAAAAACCUAGCUUUUUGUGAAGCAUCCCCGGAAACCAUCUCCCAACACCCGUCUCACAUUACCUCCUCUUCUAAUGGACACAGUUCUCAUCAUCCUCAUGUCCAACCGUCUCAGUCCCAGUGUUAUUUACCCUCCUACAAGUCUCAAAGUGUGGAAUGCAAGCGCAGGUCCUCCCGAGUGCAAAAGUGCAAGGGCGAACACCCCGUCAUCCCGCCAGUUGUUAGACACAUCCCAAGCCACUGCCACAGCAAUGGCACAGUAACGCUGGGCCCACGGCUGCCCUCCCACACACAUACCAUUGAUAUCAAGGUGAAAGUGGACAAAGGUGGGAGAGGAGUACCCAGCAACUCGUUAGGGCGUGGUGGAAGUUUAAAGGGUGGCAAAGGGAAAGGUGUCUUCAGUCAGCUGGAUCAAGGACAGUGUGAAAGAAGAACUGAAAGCACAGAGAGGCCAAGGGGAGUGGAACACAAGUCACAGCGAAUACGCCAGCUGUCGUCCGGCCCAGGAGGGGUCCUUCAGUUUGUUCCCGCUCAGGCACAGCAGUAUAAUUUCCGAGGUGAAAAAGAAAAGGAAAACGCUAGCUUUCAAAACAGAAGCGAGCAGAAAAUUCCCUCUUUGAGUCACAAGAAGACGUCCAAGCUGGGAACUGCCCAUCAGAGCCAUAACAGCCACAGUCUGCCCUUCCAGCACAACUCAGUCCCUGUGCCCCAUGCUGCCAUCUUAAACUCAAACCAUCCUUCGUCUUUUUCCGCCCAGUCCUCACAUGUCCCAGCCUCGACCCAGCAGGCUCAGCGGCCUCGCUCCAGGGAUCAGCGCCCUCAUAUUUUUCAUGGGCUUCCCCUCUCCCCUUGCUCCUCCAAUGCUGGAGGGUUCCCCAGCCCUGACCACACUUGCACCAUUGACUGUAGGCAUCCUUUUAUUUGUGGUUGCUUGAGGCUGGUGAGAUGCGGGGCAUGUAAAGGAGAUUCCUCUAGUUUCCGAGGGCGGGGAGGAAGCACCUCCACCUCAUUUUCCUGUGGUCCUAAUGUUGAAGCAGUUAGAGGAGGCAGCAAGGAAAUGAGCCUAAGAAAUCUGGGUGGGUGUCUUUCCACCACAUCCACAUCCAACACAUCUUCGUCCAACAGCACUGUGUCCGACUGUCGAGCAAACCUGUUCAAACCUCUCCGAUGUGCCUCUUGUUCAGGUGAGGCCAGAAACUUUGAGAGUCCUGCAGUCCUUCGCAAAAAAUUAGUAGGAGGAUGCUUACCUUGCACUCCUUUGUCCUCCACAGCCCCACUGCGGGCAAUACAGAGCUGCGUCACAGGUUGCAACCCCAAAGCCUCUCAGACAGGCAGUUCCACCUGCAGCUACUGCAGCAGUGACCCCAUAGUGGUGACAUACAACCCUCGUCGUGGCAAACCCCCAGGAAGAAGCAUUGGAGCCCCUCAUCCAAUGGCUAUGUUCCACCCCAACGGUGAUGACUACAGUGCACGCAGUAAAUGGCCCGAAGAACUCGCCAACAAGAUGACCCAAUCUAAAGGCCAAAAGACCAAUUCAGGUUUAGGAGCAGGACUUGGAAAGAGCUGUGCAGUCCAGAGCCAGGGCGGUAGCAACGGGACAAGCCCAGUCCUCCUGGACUGUCAGAACCUCCAAGAUUAUGCACAGAAGCAUUUUAUAGACCUGGCUGGCCGAAGGCAGUUUCAGCAAGGCAAAAUGUCAACAAUUGAUUUUGUGGGCUCCAGGUUUGGAUUGAGGUAUGACGAAGGGCGCAGUUCGCUCAAGAGGCUUUUGACAAAAGGGGAAGAAGCAGGCUUUAGCGAUGGCCCUGACCAAGAUGAAACAACGCCAUAUCACAGAUCUCCAUCCCCCCGCUCAGUGUCCCUGCCAUCACCCGUUUCAUUUUCUCCCCCACCCUCCGCUCCGAGCACACUUAUCAAACCCAAGCCUUGGCAGAGAGACAGGGAUGGAGGACACUCGUUACCAUCGGCUCAGUCACUUCACCUGGCCCUGAACUCCCUGAACCGGGAGCAAGAUGAAGAGAACAAUCGGAUGCGCCUCUCCCUUCCUCUUUCCUCGUCUUUGCCAGCUUCGUUGUCCGAUGAGACCGUGAUGACUCCUGAUGCAGAGAACGCGGUCAUCAGUCCGAUACUGCCCUUCCUGUUCCUGGGAAAUGAGAGGGAUGCUCAGGACCUGGACUUGCUGUUGCGACUCAACAUCGGCUAUGUGGUCAACGUGACAACACACCUACCGCUCUACCACAUCAACUCUGGACUGCGCUACAAAAGGCUCCCAGCCACCGACAACAGCAAGCAAAACCUGCGGCAGUACUUUGAGGAGGUUUUUGAGUUCAUCGAGGAGGCGUAUCAGAGUGGACAGGGAGUGCUGGUGCACUGCCAGGCGGGCGUGUCCCGCUCUGCAACCAUCGUCAUUGCCUACCUUAUGAAACAUACCCUCAUGACCAUGACCGACGCCUACAAAUACGUGAGGAGCCGGCGCCCUGUUGUGUCGCCCAACCUUAAUUUCAUGGGUCAGCUUUUGGAGUUCGAGAGGGACCUCAACUCCGGCUUGACUCCUCGGAUCUUGAUGCCUAGACUAAAUGGUGUGGAGACACAGGUUUGAGAGGGGUCAUCGUAGCAUAACUGUGGCAUGAAAAAAGUGUGUGCGUUACAUUUAAAAAAAAUUAAGUGAUUAGAAACAGUCAACCUAGCAAACACUGGUGUGUUGAACAAAAAGAGCACUUUGAAUACUGUGAAACAUGAAAUCUGGGACUGGAUGGUCCAUUUGUUUUAGCUGUAAAUCUUAGACAGCCUGUUUUCCAUACUGUGUACCGUUUAUACUAAAAUGGUAUGUGCCAAAAUUUUGUAUAGCUCAAACAUUACACAGAAUUUUCUUUUUUUGUGUUUUCUCAAAUACCUCUUCCGUCUAACUUCUAUUGUUUACAUUCUCAGACAUACACAGAAAGGCUGCUUUUUUUGCAAUGGAUCAUAAAAGCAUGCAGAAUGUGAACGCAACGGUUCAUCCAUCUCUUCAUCCACAACAACACUGUCGUUUUUACCAAAUGUAGCAGCACACAGAUCCUCGCAAAGCACUUUACUCGCCACGCUUCCACUUAUUAUCAGAAACGAGAACAGACUUUAGUUACUCUUCCAUGUAUAAAUAUAUAUGCAAAUAAUGUGCUGUUUUGUUUUAUGAUUUAGGAAAUGUGCAGCAAGAUAAACCUGCCUAUCACAGAAGAAAUGGUUUUAAUUAUGCUCUGCAGACUCAUUAAUAUAAGAGCAUAUGUCAUUAGUAAAAGUUAAUGGCACUAUUUGUUACGUUUUUGUUAUUUUACCGUGACAACGCGCCGCUUAGCUGGCUGAGCCGGUGCAGACCUCGACUGCAGCGGCAAAGGAAGCCGAUAUAUUUGCUGGUCAUCACAAUGUGUUAAAUAAAGCAUCAGUUCAGAGAGAAAGUUCACCUUUUACCGCUUGUUUUUGUCCAGAUGAAGUUUGUUUUAAAGAAGCCAGCGCAGUGAUAUAGAACAUUUAAGCUAUGUGACCGGAACUUCUUUUGUAGGUGUGCAUUAUUCCUGUGCGUUAUCACUUUUUAAUGCACAACCAGCAGCCAAUCAGAUUUGACAAUUCACCCGGACCAUGGUAUAAACCCUGGUAAGAUAUUUAUGUGAAUAUUUGGAUGAAUUAAUUCAUUCUCUAUAAAACACUGCUGAGUUUAAAUGACAAAACAAGUUUUUAAAUUAAUUUUCAGAAAAUUCUUCUUAAAGUUAGAGUGCAGCAUUUCUGCUGCUUUGGUUAAUAUUUGAUCUUUGGAAGAGCACACUGUCACUUGAUUUAACAUAAAACCGCAACAAUCAACCUGAUGAAACUCUUUGGUUCAAAAUUUACUUUAUUUUGUUUAUAAAAAAAAGAUAGGAUUUUGUAAUCUAAUAUUAGAUUUAUGGUUCUGUGUUCCGAAAUUUUGAGGUAAUUAGAAUUUGCAUAAUGCUGCAGUUGCUCAACUGACCAGUGUAGGCACUUUUUUAAAAUUUGCCUUUUUUUCAUUUAUAUAAGCCUAAAUAUGUGCAUUUUAGAGGUGUGUUCUUUUGAUUGGUAGAUUGGGAAUAUCCAACAAAAGUCAAUUUACUUAGUUGAUGUGAGAAGAGCAAAUUCUCGUCACUGUGCCUGCUAAUUCAGGCUUGAUUUUUUUUUUAGAAUUUUCACAAUUUUCAGAAUUUGAUUGGUGAGGUCAGAGAUUUCUGUCUGCUAAUCAAUGGUUUUCCAUUUAGAGCGACCAAGAGUCUAAGGCUGGUUGCGGCCAUGGAGUAACAUCUCUCAAUAUUCCUCUCAUUGACUUUUGUUGAUUUAUUUGGCAGCAUUGUGUUUGCAGGUAAGCACUUUAAGCCACCCUUUUAGUAAUUUGUGGUUAUCGCUAACCUUUUGAUUGUUCACAUACCUAAUAAAACAAUGGUUGUGGCUUCAUGAUCCAAUCUUUUCUGCUGAGCUGAUUUAAGACAGCUUCUUCUUGUUGCCAUCUUAAAUUGAUUCAAAUGUUACCAAACCAACUGUCAAAAAAGAGUGAAAUGGCUUGACAAACCUGACAGUUGGACUAUUGUUGGAUCAGAAAAUCUCCUACCAGUUAUAAGACACCCCCUCCCGUUUGUGCACAUUUUUUAAAAUGAAGCAAGGUGGAGGGAUAAACACCGAUUUCCAAUAGACGCCUGUCUCUAAUAAACACUGGGCCGGCGGGGUUACUUUUGGAAGGUAUACGGUAUGCCAUUUUUAGCCGAAAUCAAAGAAAAAAUCUGUUGUUUUGUUGGACAUAGUUUCUGCAGAGUAACAGUAGUUCAUUAGAAAUCCCCCUCUGAGUGUGUUCGCACAGAGCAACCCCGCCCCCCUACCCAUUCCCAUUGCCGAACUCUCGGGUAGGGAGCUUGUGACCUGCCUAUUGUAAUUUUUUCGCAUCAAGCAUAAUUUUUUCAUCUGCCCUUGAGUCACAACAAUUGAAAUGAAGACAUACUCAGAAAUGCAAUUUUAAGCUUAAUCUUAUUUCUACAUGUCCUCUAUCGUCAGAAAAAUGCCACAAGAACAUGUUAAAAGCACUAUUUCCAUCGGAGUGGGUCACAAAAUACCUGUCUGAGCCUAAAGCUUGAAUCGACUAAUUGGCUGAAAGGCGACCCAACUGAGUAAGUUAUAGUUGUGAUACAUAAACAAUCUACCCUCAAAGGCAGAUAAGUUAUUUAAACCACACGGAAACUGUUUUAUUUAUGUAAAAAAAAAGUAUUUUAUUUUGAAGAAGGGACUACUUUCUUUUGUCUCCAGUUCCUCUAGUUUUCAAACUUUUCAUUGCAAGACAUAAAGGCAUUACCUCCAUGAAAACAGAAGAAGAGAAGAAAAUAAUAAAUAAUAAUAAGAGUAAAAAUGAAUGCCCGUGAGUGACAUCUAGUGUUUUGUAGUGCUAUAAAAGUCAUGCACUCCUGUGCAGAAGGUUCAAUUGUUGCUGGACACAGAGCCAUACAUCUAAUUAUUUAAGUUUUUGUUUUUUUAUUGGUUUAGAAACAUCCUAAUAUUAAAUGUGGUUGCACUUCAGACUUAGUACAAUUGUGUUUUUAAAUUUGCUUUUCUGCAGUCAAAAAAUUUCACUUGUAUGUUUACACCUUUCCAAGGCCAAAACCUUUUUGGUAUUACUGAUAAAAUGAUUCUCUCCAAACUCCAUGAUGAGGCCACAUGGUUAACUGUGUCGCUAAUGCCUAUGCAUCAUUUCUAAAAUGAGUCGUUUUUUUGGUGUGGUUAUGUGAUUCACUGUGAGCCCCUCUUUCUACAUCACAUCUGAGAUGAGACUGUCCUGCAGAGCGACUCUGAAGUGGACAAACAUGGUGGAAUUUGUGCAUGAUUACAGAACUACUUUGCCCACAAGUGGCUGAUCAGCCUGCUGCAACAUUUGAAGUUUAGACACACUACUAAGACUUAAUAGCAAAUUCAAGCAGAUAUAAGUUCUUUAGUUUGCACUUUUUUUUUAAAGUGAUGCCACAAACGCAUUUUAGAUUAACCCAUACUAGUGAGUUUGUUAUGAAGCUGUUUCAUAUUUUUAAUACCUGUAACUAUUUAUGUUUGUCAAUAAGAUGGAAUUAUUCAUUUCUCCUCCAUUAUCAAUUUUCAAACAACUGCCACUACCGUGAAUUCAAAGGGACCCCAUCCGAUCGUAACUACCAAAUGCGAGUCCCUGAUUGGACAAAGUUCAACCUGGUUUAACUUCCAACACAAGUUGUACAUAAAUCUCCAAAAUGGUCUUAAAGAUCUUCAAAGCUUUGCAUGAGGGUUUGGAACAGGAAAGCCCGAAACGCACACUUACGCGUUUACAUAGACAGAAAUCUUGAAAGCGCGUUGCCAAGGGCGAUGUGAACGUGAUGGUAAUCAGUACUGUCCACAGGCUUUUUAUUUUCUUUUUUGCCCUUAUUUUUAUAGGACUGAUAUUUGGUGUUGUAUAAAUAAGGGAUGAUAGUCUUCUAAAAUUGUCGCUCAAUUAAAAACCUGCUGGACAAGCAUUUAUUUUGAUUUUAUACUAAAAGCAGGGAUUAAUGGAGGACCCUAAAGGUCCCCAUGUCCACGAAGUUCAAGCCUUUGUUUUCAGCAACCAUUUUGAGUCAGCCUGACCUGACAACUUUUAUAGCUUUUGAAAAUUUAAAACUGAAGAAAAUAAUUUUUAGGAAACUCUGUCUUUUUUCUUAGUCUGUCUGAGGAAAAAAGCAGUGACUCUUAUUAUACUGUGUGUACUAAUUGGUAACAGUACUCAUAUCAGUGCAUAAACAUCAGGCGUUAAACAGAAAAGCAUUGAUUGAGCUUAAAAACACAUUUUGAAUCCAUGAAGCCACCAACCCCUGUAAUCUGUUUUUAUUGCCCCUUUGUCCACACAAACACAACUUCUUGCUAAGUUUCCUCUAAAACCAAAAUGCCUUGAGCUUUGCCUUGUUAAGACGCUCCUCUGUUGCUGUCAAGACUUGGUGACCUGAUUUGCUUGUUGGAUUUUUGGCUGAAAACUUUGAUAUGGACUUUAUAUUUUUAUAAUUCUUCAUUAUGUUGGGUAAAGAGGUGAUUCUGUUUGUUUUUUUGUUUGGUUUUUUUUCAUUGUUACAUGGCUUUUUUAUGGUACAAGGCUGUCUGAUAGAAUGGCAUGCUCCACUGGGACACGGUGGAUCUUCAGUUAACACCUCCGCUUUUAUCAGACCUCAGGAAACUGAGGUCCUCAUGCCGUGAACCCGUUUUUACCUCUCGCCAUUCUAUCAGCUGAAGAAGAAAAAGUGCGGCCAAACAAGCUGCUCCCGUCCUCCACCCGAACCUUCCAGGCUGCAGAAAGUGUAGCAUUAAACAUGUGAAGAAGGCCUGUGGCUUAUGGAUUUUUCUACAGACUUUAUAUGCAAAAAGACUGCCGGAGCGAUUUCUUCAAGGCCACGCUGUGCAGACUCUCAUCGCAGUGCUGUGACUGCUGACCUCAGACAUUUGUACUGGAAAACCUCCAAAGGGAAUUCAAAAUGUCCCUUGAAGAAGCGAAGGGCCAGCGUGUGUUUCGUUUGUGUGUGUGUGUCGGUGUGUGUGUGUGUACAAGUCUUCUGUUAGUGUGUUGAACUUGAAAAGCUGAAGUCGGUGUUUGUAUGAUAAACUUUUUGAAAACUGUGUAUAUUUAUGCUUUGCUUAUGAACAGGAACUCAUUUUAAAACAUUGGUUGUGUCCGAACUCCCUACUACUCCCUGCUUAGUGUACUAUAUUGGGUCCAAACCUACAAUUCCAAAAUCCAGUGGUGUGAGGCUCACUAGAUUAGCAAAUAUAGACCACAAUGCAAACAAACUGUUGUUUGUGAAAAAACUAUUUUAGUUUAUUUUCAAUAAAUCAUCCAAAUUUUGAACAUCAGAGCACAGUGGAUUCAUAAAGUAUGAGUAAAAUGUUAUUAUUUGUUGUUUUUUACGUCAGCAAACAAGCUCAGUGGCCUUGUGGUAGAGUGUUCGCCCUGAGACUGGAAGGGUGAUUAGCAAGCAUGUGUCCAAAUCACAUUCACAUUCAAAUCCAGGGCACUAUAUAGUACUGCCCUAUAUGGUCUUUUAGAGGUUAGGGAGUGGUGAGGGAAUUUGGACAUAGCCAUAGUGUCAUUUCCUGUACCAAAUAUUGAAUUUAGGGAUGUUGAUUCUUAGAGAAUGAGCUAGCUAGCUCAAAUGAAAAAGACCGCUUCCUUUCUACCUUUAAAAAAGUGAGAACUCUUCAGGUAUGAUGAAUUAUAGUAAUGCUGUGCUGUUUUCCUGUCCCCCUCUUCCAGAGACCUAGAAACUAAUGUUAUUGGACCUGUGAUGCCUCGCUGUUCCCACUUCCAUUUCCAUAACUGACUCUUUCUCAGUUGUAAUCUUUUCAUAUUGUAAAAUCUAUGUAUUUAGAUGUUUUUACCUUCAUGUACUGACUGUACUCUUCAGAAAUCUUUGAGGUACACUGUGACAAACACAAUGCUGCUAUAUCACAAAGACUUCUGUCCAUCAUUUUUGAGCUGAAUUAAAGCCUGAGCAAACUAAACUGAA
Messenger RNA from Oryzias latipes (Japanese medaka), 11470 nucleotides. Lineage: Eukaryota; Metazoa; Chordata; Actinopteri; Beloniformes; Adrianichthyidae. The record is from RefSeq and is a predicted model, not a curated record.